AUGCGUGGCUUGUUCCUGGCCAAGUCAACGUGGCAUAUCGUGAACCGCAGGGUGACAACGACCUUCGCCGACCCGCGAGCUAUGGACGACUACGUCAAGGCAAGCAACAUCGCUUUCGGUCUGAUGCUACUACAAAUGGACGCAGACUAUCAUCACGUGCUUGGUGAUUGCAAAGAAGCGUGGGUUGCGUGGAAACGCUUGAAGAAACUCUACGGUGGCUCUCAAAAGGCUGGUCGCAUUUACCUCAAGCGACAGCUCUUAAGCAUGGAGAUGAAGGAAGGCGGCAAUGCGAUGCAUCAUUGCAAUAAAGUCCUCAACAUCAGCGUCAAUCUCAGCAGCAUCGACGCCGAAAGGGGGGACAAGGACGUGAUGAUCUGCUUGUUGCGCAGCCUCUCCAGGAGCUUCGAGAAUAGCGUGCUGAAUCUAGAGAUGAGUAGCGCGGAACUGAGAUUGCUUGAUGUCGUGAAGUGCUGA
Molecule: messenger RNA, 474 nt
Organism: Peronospora matthiolae
Lineage: Eukaryota; Oomycota; Peronosporomycetes; Peronosporales; Peronosporaceae
Source: the annotation of a GenBank genome assembly